CUACGCAGCUACUACCUCAUGGAAGCCAUGUGCUGAGAGACAUGAUAAUGGGGUUUCAGAUCUGCCACCUGAGAAUGAAACCUCUGGUUAUAUAUUCAUUCAUGCCGAAGGUGGUUUAAAUCAGCAGCGCAUAGCUAUUUGUAAUGCUGUUGCUGUAGCCAAAAUUAUGAAUGCAACACUCAUUUUGCCUGUUCUAAAGCAAGAUCAAAUAUGGAAAGAUCAAACAAAGUUUGAAGAUAUAUUUGAUGUAGAUCACUUUAUUGACUAUCUGAAGGAUGAUGUCCACAUUGUUCGAGAUAUUCCUGACUGGUUUACCGAAAAAACUGAGCUUUUUACCAGUAUAAGACGCACCGUGAAGAACAUACCAAAAUAUGCACCUGCACAGUUCUAUAUUGACAACGUACUGCCAAGGAUAAAAGAGAAGAAGAUAAUGGCUCUAAAGCCAUUUGUUGAUCGGUUAGGAUAUGAUAAUGUUCCAACCGAGAUAAACAGGCUUAGAUGCAGGGUUAACUACCAUGCUUUAAAGUUUCUACCUGAGAUCGAAGAAAUGGCAGAUAAACUAGCAGCAAGAAUGCGGAACCGCACUGGCAGUUUGAACCCAUAUAUGGCACUACAUCUGAGAUUUGAGAAAGGAAUGGUGGGCCUUUCUUUUUGUGAUUUUGUCGGAACAAGAGAAGAGAAAGCGAUGAUGGCUGCUUACAGACAAAAGGAAUGGCCUAGGCGGUACAAGAAUGGGUCUCAUCUUUGGCAGUUAGCACUGCAGAAGCGGAAGGAAGGGCGCUGCCCUCUUGAGCCAGGGGAGGUAGCUGUUAUCUUGCGGGCAAUGGGAUAUCCCAAGGAAACUCAGAUUUAUGUUGCUUCUGGACAGGUGUAUGGUGGAAAGAACAGGAUGGCUCCUCUCAGAAAUAUGUUCCCAAAUUUACUAACAAAGGAGGAACUAGCAAGCAAAGAGGAAAUGGACCAUUUCAGGAAGCACGUGACGAGCUUAGCUGCCUUGGACUUCCUAGUCUGCUUGAAGUCAGACGUGUUCGUGAUGACCCAUGGGGGCAACUUUGCGAAGCUGAUCAUCGGCGCCCGACGCUACAUGGGGCAUCGGCUCAAGUCCAUAAAGCCGGACAAGGGGCUCAUGUCCAAAUCCUUCGGCGACCCUUACAUGGGUUGGGCUGCCUUUGUCGAGGACGUGGUCAUCACCCAUCAGACCCGGACCGGCCUCCCCGAGGAGACUUUCCCGAACUACGACCUCUGGGAGAACCCGCUAACCCCUUGCAUGUGCCGAGCUUGAGUAAAAAUUGCUUUGGCCUUAAGCAAAGGAUGAAGCGUGCACAGUUCAUUUCAUCAGUGAUGAUUGGUAUCCAGCUAAGAUGCAAAUAUUCCCGCUCCGAAAGAGAAUGGCAGCGCGCGCGAAUCUCAAAGUCCAGGUGUGCAUCAGAAAAGGAGAUGCCCGUUACAUUGAAACGACUCUGGGCCCCACACCUCCCUCCACGUCCCACGUUCAAAAAAAAAUGCUAAAAAAAAAACAAACAAAAGGGGCUAUAAUACAAAAAUUUAUGGAGACCA
This is a messenger RNA of Ananas comosus (pineapple), 1557 nucleotides long. RefSeq lists its product as uncharacterized. The coding region runs from base 167 to 1282 and encodes 371 amino acids. Lineage: Eukaryota; Viridiplantae; Streptophyta; Magnoliopsida; Poales; Bromeliaceae. The record is from RefSeq and is a predicted model, not a curated record. The transcript has 10 exons.